This is a messenger RNA of Paraglomus brasilianum, 1359 nucleotides long. NCBI's taxonomy places the organism in Eukaryota, Fungi, Glomeromycota, Glomeromycetes, Paraglomerales, Paraglomeraceae. The record is from the annotation of a GenBank genome assembly.
AUGACAGAGUUAGAACCAAUCACGCUUAUUCGCAAUAACAAGUUUAUUGAAGUCGAAGAGAACUUCGUAUCUCACGAAAAAGGCACGAAGAACCGUGCUUCUUUCCAAAUUGACAAUCUAAAGGGACCGGUUGAUUCCAUAUCGUUAAUAACCACUUUCUUUCCGGAAGAAAGACACAAAUUUGAUGUGAACGUUACUGAAUACAACGGGCAGUCAGCCAAGGUCAACAUAGAAUUUACCGAUGAAUCACACGAAGAUCUCAUAAAUCACAUACGAAGCAAGGACAGCGCCCUGAAUUCAAUUUCGCACAACGGUAUCUCUGACUGGAUUCCUACAGACUCGGUGUCACUCGGAAUUAUUUAUUCGUCCAGCGAUAAGGCGGAUUCGGAUGCAUGCGACUUCGAGUGGUUGGAUAGGAAAAUACAUGAAUUGUCAUGCGUCUUCCAGAAGAGUAUGGACAUCCCACAGGACAUAUUAGAAGGUUUAUUCCACUCACUUUUUCCAAGGCGUCAUACCAAAAUAGAGUUACUCGAAGCAGGAGUUAUUCUAUUUGGAGCACUAAACACCAACGCUAGAGUGAAAAACAAAAUCAUACGGCAAAUAAUGAAGAAAGUUACUGCUCUUGUUAGCACAGGGGCGCUAUCCACAAAUAAAGUGGCAGUUGAUCUUACGUUAAAUUUAAUGUUGAACGUAUGGACUCUUAUCGGGACUAUAAAAAGUAUUAAUAGUGCCUAUGAGCUAUUGAAGAACAACGACACCGCUUUUAAAGAAAUUUUAUCGGCACAUAAGAAACAUUUCACGGUCUACAUAGAUCAUCUUAACUCUUUGAUAACAGUCAUCAUUAAUGUCUUGUCGGAGAAGAAAUACGAUCUUUUGGGAGAUCGGUUAACUCUUUUCGUGAAGGGUGUGGAAGAUUUGAUGAAACAAACAGAAUUUAUUUCGGUCAAAUGUGAUGAGCAUUUGAAAAGUUUGGAAGAAGCUUCUGCAGGGAUGACUGGAAUGACCAUUUUACAUACAGGGAUUGCAUUAUUUGAGGUUUGGUAUGGACUCAGUAGAUAUAGAAGACGAACCGCUUGGCAGAGAAUCGCAGACUUGGCUAUAUUUGGAGCCAACACCUAUGCUGCACGUAAAGCAUAUAAUGCAAGCCAGGAACUCGGAAACUCAGCCAAAUAUCAAUCAGUAACACUAAAACGUUUCCAACAAUUUCAUGUUACCUUAACAAAGAUGUCAAGUGCGGGCAAGAUUGCAUUGACUUUUGACCAUGACGAGAUUGGUGAACAGAGCGAUAUUUUAAUUGAAGAAUUCCAGGAAUUCAAGACCGAGCUUUGCAAGAUGGAGAAAAUCUUUAGUGACGUCUAA